AUGUCUGAAUCAGCUAAAGACAAGUCCAGUGUUAAACAUAUCGCCGAUAUAGUGGGUGAAUGGGGUAAAUGGCAGUUUCAUUUUGUUGCCUAUUGUUUCAUAUUAUGGUCAUUUGCUGCCAUAAACAAUAUGGGCUACAGUUUUCAUGCCUACAAUAAUGAUUUUUGGUGUAGUGAUGUUCCCAUUGAUUAUCUGAAUAAAACUGAAGAUAUGAAAUGUUUUAAGUUUUUGUCACCCAAUGAGAGCUGCACUGAAUGGCAAUACGAUAGGACACAGUUUGGUAACUCUAUUAUAACUGAAUUUGAUUUAGUGUGUAGUCGAUCAAACUUUGCUUCAAUAUCUCAAACUUUAUUUAUGUUGGGAUACGUAGUAUCGGGUCUGGUGUUUGCCCAUUACUCCGAUAAAUAUGGCAGACGUCCCAUAGUAUGGCUGUCCUUUUCAAUUGAAAUUUUCGGCAUAUUAUUGUGUGCUCUGUCAACAAAUAUUUAUUUUUAUUCAUUUGCAAGAUUUUUAGUAGGAAUGGGUAGCUCUGGUCGAGGAAUGACUAUAUAUAUAAUUAUGCUUGAAUGCAUUGGCUCUAAAUAUCGGUCAGAUGUUAGUCUAUUAGGAGGAGUUGGCUGGCUUUUAGGCUACGCAAGUAUACCCGGACUGGCCUAUUGGCUACAAGAUUAUAAAUAUCUACAAUUAAUAUCAUUGGUUCCAUUAUCUACAAUGUUUAUCUGGUUUUAUUGGUUUUACGAAUCACCCCGUUGGCAGAUAACUGUUGGACAGUUAGAUAAAGCAGAGGUAACACUGAAAAACGCAUUGAAAUUAAAUGGUAAAAGCGAUGUAAAUCUAAAGCAAAAAAUAAAAAAAAUUAAAAUCAAGACCCAAACAGAGGGCGAAUCUCAAAGAAAUUACACGGCUUUGGAUUUAGUUAAGACACCACUUCUCCGUAAAAUAAGUUUUAUAUUGUGGUAUACAUGGAUUGUUGAAGCACUUCUCUAUUAUGGCUUCAGUUUAAAUAUAGGUGACUUUGGCGGCAAUUUUUACAUAACGUUCCUAUUGUCAGGACUGGUAGAACUGCCGUCACAGAUAUUGUGUGUAUUUCUACUCCGAGUUAUGGGUCGCCGAACUCUAUUCUCACUAUUUUUGUUUAUGACGAGCGCCUCAUGUUUUGCAAUCAUCCCUUCCCAGUCUGAUUGGCUUAAAGUUACUUUUGCAUUGAUGGCAAAGUUUGGUGUCAACAGUGCCUGGAAUGUUAUGGCUAUUCACGGACCUGAACUCUAUCCAACUGUCCUCAGACAACGAGGACAGGGAAUGGCAUCGGUUUUCUCUAGGAUUGGUUCUAUUAGUUCUCCUUUUAUGAGAAAUUUGGCUGCAAACACUAGUCUAGCGGUGGUUAUGAUAUUGUAUGGUUUACUUUCAUUAGUCAGUGCACUAUUGGUAUUACUUUUACCAGAAACUAAAGGACGCGAAAUACCCGAUACUAUAGAAGAGGCGGAAAAUGUCUUA
Molecule: messenger RNA, 1494 nt
Organism: Oppia nitens
Lineage: Eukaryota; Metazoa; Arthropoda; Arachnida; Sarcoptiformes; Oppiidae
Product: organic cation transporter protein-like
Exons: 6
Biological process (GO): transmembrane transport
Cellular component (GO): membrane
Molecular function (GO): transmembrane transporter activity
Source: RefSeq, a predicted model, not a curated record